AUGGAGUAUAAUAAGCCAGAUGCGUUGGUUUUGACGGGUAAUUUGGCAGAAAAUUGGCGCGUUUUUCGUGAAGCGUUCGAGAUUUACAUUGAGGCGGCUGGUCUAACGUCAGCGUCUAAUAAACGUCAGGUGGCCAUUUUUCUUAACCUUGUUGGUAAAGAGGGCCUAGAGAGGUAUAACACCCUCAAAUUUGAAAACGCCGAAGACAAUAAGAAAAUUGAUCAAGUGCUUAACGCGUUUCAAGAUUAUUGCAAACCAAAAAAAAAUAUUUUACACUCCAGGUAUAUAUUUUAUAAACGGUCUCAAAAAGAAAAUGAAUCGAUUGAGAAGUUUCUGUCAGCGUGUCGUGGUUUGAUCAAAGAUUGUGAAUUUAAAUCUCAUGAAGAAAUUUUACGUGACAAAAUUGUUCUUGACACGAGAGAUGGUGAAACUCGCGACAAGUUAAUUAAACAAGCUGGUGUUACUCUUGAAACUGCAAUAGAUACCCUUCGUAUUGCUGAAAUCCAACGAAGAGAACUCAAUCAAAUGAAGGAGAUUGGUGAAAAACAGAAUGAAGUAAAUGCAGUUCAUUCAAAAGUACGUGGUGGUAAGCGAACAAUUCAAGCUCAACAUCACUACACUCAGAACAACGGUAACAAUGGACAUCGUGGUCAAUGUCAAACAAAUCAACGACAGGCAAAAGGAUAUAACCAACAGGAGGAGGCACAACAGGUUGUCAAAAAUAAAGGUAACAUUUCUGUAAAUAAUAAAAAAACGAAUAAUAAUUGUAAUCGGUCUGAUAAAUUAUGUAAAUAUUGUAAUUUUAUGCACGGUAAAGGCAAAUGCCCUGCGUAUGGUAAAAAAUGUUUAAAAUGUAACAAAUUUAAUCAUUUUCAAAAUGUUUGUAAAUCUGAGAUUUCAUUUGUUGAAAACGUUGAUGGGCUGAGUAUUAAUAAUUAUUUUUGUUCUACGGUAUAUACAAUGAAUACUUUUGCUGUUUCCUGGUCUGAGACUAUUCUCGUUGAAAAUAAAAGUAUUAAUUUUAAGCUAGAUACUGGCUCUGAUGUUAAUCUAUUGACUUUAAAUGAUUUUAACUUAAUUAAAAAUAAUUGUUCUUUUAAAAAUUUAGUAGUUAACAGACGACCGAUAAAUUUACAGGCAUAUGGCGGUAGUAAUAUUAAUACAUAUUUUACAGUUGAUUUAAAAGUAAAAUUAAGAGAAAAAGAAUAUAUUUUAAAUUUUGUAAUUGUUGAAAAUCAUUGCAAGCCGAUUUUAGGUCUACAUAGCUGUAUACAGUUAGGGCUAAUAAAUAAAGUAGAAAAUGUUGAUAAGAUAUUAAGUCUUAAUGAUGUACUUCAGAACUAUUGCACGGUUUUUACAGGUCUUGGUAACUUUCCUGACGAAUAUAGCAUACAAUUAAAGCCCAAUGCAAUACCUGUUACAAAUGUUCCACAUAGAGUUCCUAUUAAUAUCCAAGAUAAGCUGAAAUGUGAAUUAGAUCGAUUAGUCUCAGAAAAAAUAAUUAGAUAA
This is a messenger RNA of Macrosiphum euphorbiae (potato aphid), 1509 nucleotides long. The record is from the annotation of a GenBank genome assembly. Lineage: Eukaryota; Metazoa; Arthropoda; Insecta; Hemiptera; Aphididae.